AUGAAGGCCAUGGGUAUAAAUUCCAUGUCGUUCUAUUCACACUGGGGCUAUCAUGAGCCCCUUGACGGAGAGUUGGACUUCUCCAAUGGUGCUCACGAUCUCGGGCUUCUUUUGGAAUACUCCAAGAAGCAUGGCAUUUUCGUCACGCCUCGGCCUGGUCCAUACAUCAACGGCGAGCUCAACGCCGGAGGUUUCCCACUGUGGAUUACGACCGGUGCUUACAGUAAGCUUCGAUCGAAUGGUACGAGCUACACCGAUGCGUGGAACGGCUACAUGUCAUCAGUAGCCGAGUUGGCCGCCCCGUACCAGAUUCACAAGAACGGAACUGUCAUCAACUUUCAGAUCGAGAAUGAGUACCCCCAGCAGUGGACAAACCAGAACGAGAAAAUACCGAACUAUAAUGCCGUCGACUAUAUGGAAGACCUCAAGGCGGUCGCGGUCAACAACGGCAUCGAGAUUCCUCUGACUCACAAUGACAUAUCUGGAUACAUUUCAUGGGCUUCGGACUACGACACUGUUGGUGCGGGUGGAAACGUCGACGUGCAUGGGUACGAUUCCUAUCCUCUUUGCUGGAGCUGUAACCCAGACCAAUGCAGCUCCGGUAGCUCCGGAGACUGGGUUCUUCUAGACUAUCAGCCCGACUUCCAAAGGUCUUCACCAAGCAAUCCAAUGUUCAGCCCAGAAUUCCAGGGCGGGAAAGUGGUUCCGAUUGCUGGAUAUCCGGAUGGCUGCGCAGACACCGUCGGUGCCGAUUUUCGCAACCUCUACUACCGCCACAACGUUGACCAGCGGAUGACGGCCUUCAUCCUGUACAUGACCUACGGAGGCACGAGUUGGGGAUGGCUUGGCGUUCCGGACAGCUUCUACGAGAUCAAAAACCUGGCGCUGUUCACAAGAGUUGCUCAGGGUCUAGCCAAGACAGACCGCAUCGGUAGCGGCAGCAACUACACAACGAACCCAUCCGUCUCUACAACUGAGCUUCGCAACACGGACACAAAAGCGAGAUUCUACGUUGUUCGACACACGGACUCGAAAAACGAUGAAGGUGUCACCUUCCAGCUUCACGUCAACACUUCGGCUGGCCCUCUCACUGUACCACAGAUCGCGCCGGCUGCGUCCCUGAAGGGCCAUGUUGCCAAGAUUCUGGUGACAGAUUUUCCAAUCGGUCAGGACAAGUUACUUUACUCCACAGCUGAAGUAUUCACGUACGCCGUGAUGGACGGAAAGCCGACGCUGGUGCUCUGGGCCCACCCCGAUGAGUCAGGGGAGGUUUGCUUUACUGGUUCUCACCAGGGGAAGUUGCAGACUUGUGACGGUUGCAGUGAUGUCCAGUUCAACGUUACUGAGCACGGCACCAUACUGAAGUUCACUCAGGGCCCUGGACUUAGUGUCGCCUUCGUUGGAGACACAAGGGUUAUCAUAGUUGAUCGAUCUGGUGCCUAUGCGAUGUUCGCACCGACUCUGACUAACGAUCCUUUGACUACGGUCAAUGAGACUGUCUUGGUACACGGCCCCUCUCUCGUCCGCGGAGCACAAAUCGUCUCAGAUGUCAUUGCGAUCACCGGAGACACGGUUGAAGAUGCUCAGCUUGAGGUGUUCGCCCCUUCCAACGUCAAGAAAGCUACUUGGAAUGGCAAACCAGUCGACACGAAACCAACACCACACGGCAGUCUCAUUGGGAGAAUUUCAGGUCCACUGAAGAUAGAGCUACCGAGCCUGGGCCCCUGGAAAGUUCAAGAUUCUCUGCCCGAAGUCCUUGUCGACUAUUCCGAUGACGGGAACUCAAAGAACGACGCUACCAUUCCGUACCUUUACGCUGAUGACUAUGGAUUCCAUACUGGCUCCUUCAUCUAUCGCGGCAGAUUUACUGGCGUUGCGGACGGAGUAUCGCUUACCCUCUACGGCGGCCAAGCCUUUGGAUUCUUGGUGUACUUGAACGGGCAGUUCUUGGAAGCAUUCCCAGGCAGUCCGGGAACAAAGUUGGCCUCUGGCACGCUGCUUCUAGACUUCCCAGCAGACACGUUGUCGCAAAACACAACCAAUGUGCUUACUGUAAUACAAGACAACUCCGGCCAUGACCAAGGAGCCGGAGGGGCCUUGUCAAUCCGAGGGAUUCUCAACGCAACGCUGAUUGGCUCCGAGGGCUUCGACUCUUGGAAGCUAACUGGAAGUGCCGGUCGUUCAGAAGGCAAGAUUCUUGAUCCCGUCCGCGGAGCUUACAACGAGGGCGGGUGGACUGCGGAACGGCUUGGCUGGCAUCUUCCAGGCUUCGAUGACUCGAAUUGGCCGACGGCGUCGCCAUCGGAAGGUUUCGACAACGCCACAGUCCGUUUCUACCGUACGACUGUACCUUUGAACAUACCUGCCGCUGUUGAUCUUUCGGUUCAGUUCGAGUUGAAAACUCCUGGGGGCAACAGCACGACACGAGCCCUGUUGUUUGUCAAUGGAUACCAAUAUGGCCGCUUCUCACCGUACGUCAACUCGGCCACCAGAUUCCCGGCCCACCCCGGCAUCCUAAACUUCAACGGAGAUAAUGUGAUUGGGUCCUUGGUCUGGGCGCAAUCUUCGAACGGAACAAGCGUUGGGGUCAAUUGGAAAAUCACAGAGACGCGGGCUAGCUCCUUGGACACUCAUUUCGACGCCAAGGACUUGCAGCCAGCGUGGGGGGAGGAGAGGCUGCUUUAUGCUUAG
Molecule: messenger RNA, 2691 nt
Organism: Colletotrichum aenigma
Lineage: Eukaryota; Fungi; Ascomycota; Sordariomycetes; Glomerellales; Glomerellaceae
Gene: lacB-1
Product: putative beta-galactosidase B
Exons: 5
Coding region: 1-2691 (896 amino acids)
Biological process (GO): carbohydrate metabolic process
Cellular component (GO): vacuole
Molecular function (GO): beta-galactosidase activity
Source: RefSeq, a predicted model, not a curated record